Ichthyophthirius multifiliis is the source of this 1038-nucleotide messenger RNA. Its product is annotated as kinesin-like protein, putative. NCBI's taxonomy places the organism in Eukaryota, Ciliophora, Oligohymenophorea, Hymenostomatida. The annotation marks the transcript as partial. Gene Ontology annotation, biological process: microtubule-based movement. Gene Ontology annotation, cellular component: microtubule; kinesin complex. Gene Ontology annotation, molecular function: microtubule motor activity; ATP hydrolysis activity; ATP binding. The record is from RefSeq and is a predicted model, not a curated record. The transcript is spliced from 2 exons.
AUGGUAUAAAUAAUACAAUAUUUGCAUAGUAUUGCAUAUAUAUAUUAUUAUAUUUUUAAUUUAUUUAAAUAUUUAUUUUAUAAUUUAAGUGGUUAAACAGGAGCAGGGAAAACUUAUACAAUCUUAGGAAAUCUUGAAGAUAAUUCAUCGUUUUUAAAUAAUGAUAAAAUAAUGCAAUUGCUUAAAGGAAAUGAAAGAGGAAUUUUACCAAGGGCUUUAUGUUUAAUUUUGCAAGAAUAUUAAAAAAAAGCGAAGAAGUAUAAACUUUUUAUUAGCUUUUAUGAAGUUUAUAAUGAAAAAAUAUAUGAUUUAUUUAAUGGGAGUAAUUAAAAAGAUGGAUUAGAAAUAAGAGAAUUUAAGAAUGGUGAAGUUUAAAUACCGGAUCUUAUAUAAAUAUAAAUAAAUGAUAUUAAUUAAGCUUUAGAUAUGUUAAUAAUAGGAUUGAAAAAUAGAGCUACAGGAUAAACCAUGGCUAACUCUAAAUCUUCUAGAUCACAUUCAAUAUUUUAAAUAUAAUUAUAACAUAUAAAUGGAGAUAAAAUAUCUGAUACAUAUUUAAAAAUUGUAGAUUUGGCAGGAAGCGAGAAAUUCAAGAUCCCACAUGAUAUAUCUAAUAGUGAAAAAGAAUUAAGAAUCCAAGAGUUAACAUGCAUAAAUGGUUCGUUAAGUUCAUUAGGUCAUUGUAUUACUGCAUUAACUGAUAAAAAAAGAACUCAUAUACCUUUUAGAAAUUCCAAAUUAACAAGAGUAUUAAGUGAUUCUUUGUCGGGAAAAGGUAAGAUUGCUUUCAUAGUAUGCAUUUCACCAUCAAUGAGUUCAUCACAAGAAACUUUUUCUACGUUAUAAUUUGCAAAUAGAGCUAAAAGAGCAAUUUUAGAUUCAAGAAAUUUAAAAAAUGAUAAAUUUGAAAAUCUAAAAGAGGAAUAAAUUAGUUUAAAAGAACAUUUGGAGUUAAAAAUUGAAUACAAUAAAGAAAUAUAAUUGAGAGAAAAAUUAUAGCAAAUUUUGAAAGACCUUAAAGAUAAUAAUGAUUAUGAU